GUUAUGGGCAAGUCAGAAAGCCAGAUGGAUAUAACUGAAAUGAAUACUCCAAAACCAAAGAAAAAACUGCGAUGGAGUGGCCUGGAAAUAGGGCUUGCUGUUGUAGCAAUUCUUCUAGCUAUUGUAGCGAUCACAAUGAUAGUUCUGUAUGCAACAUAUGACGAUGGGGUUUGCAAGACAUCAGACUGUAUAAAAUCAGCAGCCCGAAUCCUUGAGAACAUGGACACCACUGCAGAGCCUUGUAAUGAUUUUUACCAAUAUGCCUGUGGAGGAUGGCUUAAGAGGAACGUCAUUCCAGAAACCAGCUCCCGUUAUAGUAACUUUGACAUUUUAAGAGACGAACUAGAAGUUGUUUUAAAAGAUGUCCUCGACACACCAAGCAGUAAUGAUAUAACAGCAGUGCAGAAGGCAAAAACUCUGUACAGAUCAUGCAUAAAUGAAACUACCAUCGAUAGCAGAGGUGGAAAGCCUUUAAUCAGUUUAUUGCCAAAUAUAUCCGACUGGCCUGUAGCAACAGCUAACUGGGAUUCUUCCUAUGGUGCUGCUUGGACAGCCGAGACAGCUAUUGCACAGCUGAACUCCAGAUAUGGAAAAAAGGUCCUUAUUAAUUUUUUUGUUGGCACAGAUGAUAAAAAUUCCACAGCACAUAUCAUUCAUAUUGAUCAGCCUGGGCUUGGCCUGCCUUCUCGUGACUACUAUGAAUGCACCGGUGCAUACAAAGAGGCAUGUUCUGCCUAUGUUGAUUUCAUGAUUUCUGUAGCUCAACUAAUCCUACAAGAAAGAAAUAUUUCUGUGACAGAGAGCGAGAUUUCUGAACAAAUGAGAAGAGUUAUGGAGCUGGAGAAAGAGAUUGCUAAUGCAACAACAAAAUCUGAAGACAGAAAUGAUCCACUUUUGCUGUACAAUAAAAUGACCUUGGCACAACUCCAAAACAACUUCUCAUUGGAAAUUGAUCAUAAGGUAUUCAACUGGUCAAAAUUCAUAAAUGAUAUAAUGUCAACUGUACAAAUUAACAUUGAGAACACCGAACAUGUCAUUGUUUAUGAUCCAGAAUACCUUAUCAGGCUGAAGUCUAUUCUUAAUAAAUACGCUCCCAGAGAUCUUCAAAAUUACAUGAUCUGGCGAUUUGUAAUGGAUCUUGUCAACAGCCUAAGCCGUAGCUACAAGGACACAAGGAAUGCUUUUCGUAAGGCACUUUACGGCACAACAUCAGAAACUGCUGUUUGGCGUCGUUGCGCAAACUACGUCAAUGGCAACAUGGAGAAUGCAGUGGGACGAUUAUAUGUAGAGGAAGCAUUUGCUGGAGACAGUAAACAUGUGGUUGAGGAAAUGAUUGCAGAUAUACGUGAUGUUUUUAUAAAAACCUUAGAUGAACUUACCUGGAUGGAUGCAGAAACCAAAAAGAAAGCAGAACAAAAAGCAACAGCAAUUAGAGAGAGGAUCGGUUAUCCAGAUGAGAUCGUGACUGAUGACAAUAAGCUGAACAGUGAGUACCAGGAGUUGAACUACAAAGAAGAAGAAUACUUUGAAAACAUUAUUCAAAAUUUAGUAUUUACUCAGAAGAAAAGGCUGAAAAAGCUUAGAGAAAAGGUGGACAAAGAGGAGUGGAUAAGCGGAGCUGCUGUUGUCAAUGCUUUUUAUUCAGCAAGUAGAAACCAGAUAGUCUUCCCUGCUGGCAUUUUGCAGCCCCCUUUCUUCAGUGCAUCCCAGCCCAAAUCUCUGAAUUAUGGUGGCAUAGGCAUGGUCAUCGGUCAUGAAAUCACACAUGGUUUUGAUGACAACGGCAGAAAUUUUAAUGAGAAUGGAGACCUUGUAGACUGGUGGACUGAAGAAUCAGCACGCAAUUUUAAGGAGCUAUCUCAGUGUAUGGUGUACCAGUAUGGAAACUUCUCAUGGGACUUAGCCGGUGGACAGCAUCUGAGUGGAAUCAAUACACUAGGAGAAAACAUUGCUGAUAAUGGGGGUGUUAGACAAGCAUAUAAGGCCUAUGAAAACUUUGUGAAAAAGCAUGGAAAAGAAAAACUUCUUCCUGGUCUUGAAAUGAACCAUAAGCAGCUGUUUUUCCUGAACUUUGCACAGGUAUGGUGUGGAACAUACAGACCAGAAUAUGCUGUAAACUCCAUCAAAACUGACGUGCACAGCCCAGGCAAAUUCAGGGUCAUAGGAUCAUUGCAAAACUCUCCAGAGUUUUCUGAAGCCUUUUCAUGCUCCAAGUCCAACUACAUGGAUCCUGCUAAAAAGUGCCGAGUUUGGUGAUGGAACUGUAAACCUUGCGUCUUGAGGAGCUUUCCAGAAAAAAAGAAAUUUUGAACUAAUGUUGAAAAGGGGAGGAGGGAAGAAAACCGAGGCAAAUACGCUAGCAUAGUCACUGUAUUUCUUAGUAAACAGGCAAAAA
Messenger RNA from Balearica regulorum gibbericeps (East African grey crowned-crane), 2395 nucleotides. NCBI's taxonomy places the organism in Eukaryota, Metazoa, Chordata, Aves, Gruiformes, Gruidae. The record is from RefSeq and is a predicted model, not a curated record.